CAGUGAAGCUAGCAUAUAUGUAAUGCAUUCCAUCCCAGCUCUCCCGUGGCCCCUCCCACGGUCCCAGCCGACUGUGCCCAGGAUAACCCUUGUUUCUCCAGUUCUCCGGCUUCUCCGCAUCUUCUGUGGCCUGCGCCCUGCAAUGGAACUAUCUGAGUACGAAGCUCGACGGAAGAUCCAGAAUAGGGAAGCCCAGCGACGCUACAGACAGAAGCAAAAACAACGAGGAGCCGAUACGUCAAACCAUGACACCAACAGCGAUGAUCAUAACCGCGUCCCCGAGUUUGCUAAUGCCAACUCCGCUGAACUGCAAGCUGGGGCGGAGAGCCAUGAUUCAUUAGACGUUGACUUCAAUGAGCUUUUCCAAGAUUCAGAUUGGACCAUCGCGGCGUCACCAUCAGCAUGUGCCAACAAAACUGUCGACGAUAUCGACGCGUUGAGCAGGCCGCCCUAUUCGGCUCAUCGCUCACGAUCCGACAAUUAUGUCUAUCAACACACGCCAAGCGUCUCUGGCCCAACCCAUGAAUGGGCGCCUAGAAACCGAAGACCUUCUUUGCCCAAGACACACAAACUUAUACUUAGCAAGGUCGAUCGCAUAGUUCACGACCUGGACAGACUUUACGACUUUGGCGUUGACAUGCAGCUAAUAAGCCCUAACGACGAAUUAAAAUCAACAUUGACCAACGUCGAAGCGCUCUUCCACAAGUCAAUUCACAAGGCAGCGAGAGGGUAGAGCGUCGUUCCAGAUAAUUUAAAUUAACUGGCAUGCGGUCUUGUGUCUGAGAGCGCACACAGCCUGUCCAGCAAGAGCCGUGGUUGACCGUAAGCUACCGAGAGUAAUGAGAUGCUAAUGCUAUCAGAAAAAUCUUGGGUUUCAUCAGACUAUCCUCGACAUGUUCCGCCCAUUAUCACGUGUUUAGUUCAUUAGUCAAACGUAUAUAUAUGUAUGUAACUAGCGACUAUCAUUAUUGCUCUCGACAGCUUGUCUUCAAUUCCGU
Colletotrichum navitas is the source of this 998-nucleotide messenger RNA. RefSeq lists its product as uncharacterized. The record is from RefSeq and is a predicted model, not a curated record. Gene Ontology annotation, molecular function: DNA-binding transcription factor activity. The coding region runs from base 23 to 733 and encodes 236 amino acids. The transcript has 3 exons. Lineage: Eukaryota; Fungi; Ascomycota; Sordariomycetes; Glomerellales; Glomerellaceae. Gene Ontology annotation, biological process: regulation of DNA-templated transcription.